Molecule: messenger RNA, 1075 nt
Organism: Lingula anatina
Lineage: Eukaryota; Metazoa; Brachiopoda; Lingulata; Lingulida; Lingulidae
Product: phospholipid phosphatase 5
Biological process (GO): phospholipid dephosphorylation; phospholipid metabolic process
Cellular component (GO): membrane
Molecular function (GO): phosphatidate phosphatase activity
Source: RefSeq, a predicted model, not a curated record
CAAUAUUUCAACUUUGCAAUUUUUGUGAUAAUUUGUUUUCCACAUCGAUUUUUCGGUUGCAGGGUAGUUUUACCUUCAACUUCCUCCUACUUCCGCCCACGUGUGCUGGUAAUGAAAACAAACCGUGCGGAAAACACAUCUGGGAAACCGGUAAAUAAGUGACGCGAGAUGCUCGAAAAGGGUUUACAGAAAUAUGCACUGUGGAUAGAAAUAUGUGUCCGAUUGGUGAUAUUUGGAAUAUUCAUCAUCACUGAAACUGCAGAACCAUUCCACAGACAGAUUCAACCCGAAGAACUCUGGCUAUAUAAGAAUCCAGUGUCUGAGAGCUUUGUUUCAUCUUCGGCAUUGUGGAUCAUAAUCAGUACAGUCCCAACCCUGGUGCUUCUGGCUUUUUACAUUGUUAAGAAGGACAAAGUUGAUUUUAUUCAAGGUGCACUCGCAGCAUCUCUAAGCAUUGGUCUAGUAGGGCUUGUCACAAAUUUUGCCAAACUAAUAAUAGGGAGACCAAGGCCAGACUUUUUUUACCGCUGUUUUCCUGAUGGCAUUUCCAAUGUAGAAAUGAAAUGCACUGGAGACCCUGAAGUCAUCAUUGAAGGCAUGAAAAGUUUUCCAAGUGGCCAUUCUUCAUUAUCAUUCUCCAGCUUGGGACUUGUAAGUUUUUACCUCUGUGGUAAAUUCCAUGUGUUUAAUGCACGAGGCAGAGGACAAGCCUGGAGAAUGUGCAUUUCCUGGUGCCCUCUCCUCUCAGCAGGUCUUAUUGCUCUAUCCCGGACUUCAGAUUAUCACCAUCAUUGGCAAGAUGUUCUGGUAGGAUCCCUGCUUGGGUUCAGUCUAGGAUAUUUGUGCUAUCGGCAGUAUUAUCCAGCUUUACAUGAUCCUAAUUCUCACCAACCUUAUAUUGCAUUUGAGUCUCAUUUACAUGAUGUUGGGGAUAUUAAAAAGCAUGCAGGACCUUCACAUCCUUUGGGGGUUGGUGAUCUCCAUCAAUUAGCAAAAAUAAUUUGAUAUUUUCAUUUAUUUAAUACACAUAUUUUAAAAUUGAUGUGAAAUGUUUGUCUUGAAUAAGAGUAAAAUA